AUGAUAAAUCAACACAUAUUGCCAUUACUUUUAGUGGCUUCACUAGUUUUUGGCAAUUAUUGUCGCGAAGGUAUCACCGGUGAUGAUUGUAAUGAUGUAGAUUCGAUCAUUCAAGGAAUUUUCAACAAUAUCUCCAAAUAUGACCGUCCUAAGCUAAGGCGUGUACUUCCUAACAACACUACUUCCGAUACUCUAUUUGUAGAGGUGAACAUGUUCAUUAGCACAUUCAGCACCAUUAGUAUGGUGAACAUGGAUUACAGUUUAGACUUCCUUCUUAGACAGCGUUGGUAUGAUCCACGCUUGGAUGUUUCUAGCCGGUACAGCUAUGCUGACGUACCCAUCCACCUCCAUAUGGAUAAAAUCUGGCUACCAGACCUAUUCUUUCGCAAUUCCAAAUCCUCCGAACUAAAUAUCCAAACAACACCAAACACAUUGGCAUGGAUUUCGUCAAACGGAAUGAUUACUUACUCACAGAAACUUUCUGUACGUCUAUUCUGCCCAAUGGAGCUUUGGGAUUUUCCAAUUGAUACUCAGAUUUGCAAAGUGGACAUUGGGAGCUAUGGCUAUCCAACAAAAGAUCUGGAAUUUCGAUGGUGGAAUGAUGAGGGGUAUGAUCGAAAUGGAAUUAAACGCAGUGGAGAUAUUUUGAAUUCAGCAGUUCAAUUCAGCAACAAUCUUCAAAUGAAUGAAUUCGACAUAGAUAGCUACAAUUGCUCAUACUGUGAUAAGAACUUCAAAAACACUGGAAGCUUCACAUGUUUGAAUAUUGAUUUUAAACUAAGUCGAAAGUUUGGAUUUUAUCUCCUCUAUGCAUAUCUGCCGUCCCUCCUUGUUGUGAUGAUUGCUUGGAUGUCAUUCAUGAUUGACUCUGAAGCUACGGCGGCUCGCACUUCACUAGGGCUUCUCACAGUUCUAUCACUCAUGACUCAAAGUGCUGCAGUUCUUUCACAACUUCCAAGAGUGUCCUAUAUCAAGGCAAUUGAUACAUGGUUCUUUAUUUGCUUCACAUUUGUUGUUGGCACUUUGCUUGAAUUCGCUUUCGUCAAUACAGCAGCUAGAAGAGAAGCGAAACAGCAAAGAAAGAUGACUGAGUUGUCGACCGAACAGGUAGGGGGUAGUGAAACUGCAAAUGGACCAUGUGAUCAAGGAAUUGGAACGGGGCAGAUAUGCACAGGAGCAGCCGAAAGGCCAAAGCUCUACCCCAUCCGGGCGAAAAGCUUAGAUAGAAUAUUUGUGAAUAUUUAUCCCCUCUUAUUUCUGAUUUUCAACGUCAUCUACUGGUGUAUUUACUUAAUGGCAUGGCAUAAGACAGAUUCGCGUUAA
This is a messenger RNA of Rodentolepis nana, 1323 nucleotides long. The record is from the annotation of a GenBank genome assembly. Lineage: Eukaryota; Metazoa; Platyhelminthes; Cestoda; Cyclophyllidea; Hymenolepididae.